Messenger RNA from Ziziphus jujuba (common jujube), 3360 nucleotides. RefSeq names its product probable LRR receptor-like serine/threonine-protein kinase At1g07650. Gene Ontology annotation, molecular function: protein binding; ATP binding; protein kinase activity. Lineage: Eukaryota; Viridiplantae; Streptophyta; Magnoliopsida; Rosales; Rhamnaceae. The record is from RefSeq and is a predicted model, not a curated record. The coding region runs from base 205 to 3225 and encodes 1006 amino acids. Gene Ontology annotation, biological process: protein phosphorylation. The transcript has 24 exons.
GGUAACAAAAACAUUAUAAAUUAAAUUAAAUCAUAUAAAAUACUCCAAACUCUCACAGUUGUCUAUACUCUCCCCACUUUCUAUAUUACUUUUUGUCUUCUCCCUUUCUCUACCUCCAAAAGCUGAGGAUAUGAAUCUGGAACUCAGAUAUUUGAUAUUUUGAGUUUCAUAAGCUACAGCAAGAAAAGAAAAAAAGAAAUCCAAAUGGGUGUUCAUGAUUUUCUACGUACACUGUAUCUUCUAUGUUCCAUUGCAUUAUUCUGCUUUGCAAGCUUUGGAUUAGCAGCCACAGCUAAGCUUCACAGUGAAGAAGUUAAGGCUUUGGGAGAAAUAGGGAGGAAACUGGGGAAGAAAGAUUGGGAUUUUGGGAAAGAUCCAUGCCGUAGAGAAGGAAACUGGGCAGGAGAAUAUGGGUUGAAAGGGUUUGAGAACUCAGUGAUCUGUGAUUGCAGCUUCAACCACAAUUCCUCUUGCCAUGUCGUGAGCAUAGCUUUAAAGGCCCAGAACCUAUCAGGAAAUGUCCCAUCAGAGUUCUCUAAGCUUCAUUACCUCAAAAUAUUGGAUCUCAGUCGAAACUAUCUCAAUGGUACAAUACCUCAUGAAUGGACUAAAAUGCGCUCAUUGUCUGAGCUCUCUUUCAUGGGGAACAGAUUGUCAGGUCCAUUUCCAAAAGUUCUCACCAAUAUUACCACCCUCACAAACUUGAGCAUCGAAGGAAACUUAUUUUCAGGACCAAUUCCACCAGAAAUCGGGAAGCUGACCAAUUUACAGAAACUUGUUGUAGCUUCAAAUGCUUUUACAGGAGAAUUGCCAGUAGAACUAGCCAAGUUGACUAACUUAGUUGAUAUGAGGAUAAAUGACAAUAAUUUCUCUGGAAGGAUGCCCGAUUUUAUUGGGAAUUGGACACGGGUUGAAAAACUGCAUGUGGAGGGUUGCUCUCUAGAAGGGCCAAUACCUUCUAGCAUUUCUGCUUUAACGAAAUUAGUUGAUCUGAGGAUAACUGACUUAAAAGGCAAAAAAUCUCCUUUCCCACCGUUGAGUAAUAUGCAAUCAAUGAAAACAUUGAUACUUAGAAAGUGCUCAAUUCAUGGAGUAAUCCCAGCUUAUAUUGCAGAAAUGAGAAAUUUAAAGAAUCUGGACCUUAGCUACAAUGAACUGACUGGUGAAAUUCCGGAAUCUUUCAGCCAACUGGCAAAAGUAGAUUACAUAUAUUUGACAGGGAAUAAACUUACUGGGACUAUACCUGGAUGGGUGCUUGGAAGGAACAAAAUUGUGGAUCUUUCUUACAAUAACUUCACUUGGGAAAGUUCGAGUCCUGCUGAAUGUCCUCGUGGGAGUGUAAAUCUAGUGGAGAGCUACUCCUCAGUAGCUGAUAAACUAAAAAUGCAUCCAUGCCUUAAAAGAAAUUUCCCAUGUUCACAUUCACAUGACCAACUGAAAUAUUCCUUGCACAUCAACUGUGGUGGAAGGGAAGUAAGUAUUAAUGGCAACAUGUAUGAAGCUGAUAGAGAACAAAGAGGUGCAUCAAUGUUCUAUUUGAGUCAGAACUGGGCAUUCAGCAGCACUGGGAACUUCAUGGACAAUGAUAUUGAUUCAGAUAUCUACAUCGAAACCAAUAAAUCUGCACUUUUGAAUUUCUCUGCACCCAAUUCUGAAUUAUACACAACAGCACGGGCAUCUCCCCUGUCUCUUACAUACUAUGGGCUAUGUCUAAUGGAUGGUAACUACACAGUCAGGCUUCAUUUUGCCGAGAUUAUAUUCAUUAAUGAUAGAUCAUUUUAUGACAUUGGGAAGCGUAUUUUUGAUGUCUACAUCCAGGACAAGUUGGUUCUGAAAGAUUUCAAUAUAGAAAAUGAAGCUGGUGGUGCUGGUAAGCCCAUUGUGAAGAAAUUUAUGGCAGUUGUCACGAAUCAUACAUUGAAGAUCCGCUUUUAUUGGGCUGGAAAAGGGACAACAGGAAUCCCAGACAGAGGAUAUUACGGUCCUCUAAUUUCGGCUAUUUCAGUAGAUCCUAACUUCACGCCUCCUUCAACCGACAGCAAAAAGAAACACACCAUAAUCUAUCUGGGGACAUUGGCUGCUGCCCUAUUUCUGUUCCUGUUAGUUUUAGGUAUUAUGAAGCGGAAGGGCUGGUUAGGGAGCAAGGCCUCUACAGAUAAAGAGCUCAAAGAUAUUGAUCUGCAAACAGGACUAUUUACUUUGAGACAGAUCAAGGCAGCCACAGGAAACUUCGAUGCAGCAAACAAACUUGGGGAGGGUGGAUUUGGUGCAGUAUACAAAGGUCUAUUAUCAGACGGUACUAUAAUAGCAGUGAAGCAGCUGUCAGCAAAAUCAAAGCAAGGAAACCGCGAAUUUUUGAACGAGAUAGGCAUGAUUUCAGCUCUUCAACAUCCUAAUCUUGUAAAGUUACAUGGAUGUUGUGUUGAAGCAAACCAUUUAAUGCUUGUGUAUGAGUACAUGGAAAACAAUUGUCUAUCCCGCGCACUAUUUGGGAAGGACCUGGCUAGCAGAUUGAAACUAGACUGGCCUACCAGGAAGAAAAUUUGCCUAGGCAUUGCUAGAGGUUUGGCCUAUCUUCAUGAAGAGUCAAGAUUAAAAAUAGUGCACAGGGAUAUCAAGACAAGCAAUGUUUUGCUUGAUAAGGAUUUCAAUGCUAAAAUUUCGGACUUUGGCUUGGCAAGGCUCAACGAAGAAGAAAAUACCCACAUCAGCACUCGGGUCGCAGGAACCAUUGGUUAUAUGGCUCCUGAGUAUGCAAUGCGUGGUUACUUAACCUACAAAGCUGAUGUUUAUAGCUUUGGAGUUGUCACAUUGGAGAUUGUCAGUGGAAAGAGCAACACAAAUUACCGGCCCAAUGAGGAAUUUGUUUACCUUCUUGACUGGGCCUAUGUUUUGCAAGAGAGGGGGAGUCUAUUGGAAUUGGUUGAUCCAGCCAUGGGUUCAGAAUAUUCAUCAGAGGAAGCUGUUUUGAUGCUAAAUGUUGCUCUCCUUUGUACCAAUGCAUCCCCAACACUUAGGCCUACAAUGUCCCAAGCAGUGAGCAUGCUCGAAGGGCGAACCACCGUCCAUGAACUUCUUUCUGAUCCUGGAUUUUCAUCCAUCAAUUCAAAAUGCAGUACCUCCAGAAAUCACUUUUGGCAAAACCCAAGUCCUAGUCAUAGCAUGUCAACCAAUGGCCACUGUACUAUUACUGAUAGCUCUAGCUCCUGUAUUAAAACUACCUGAAUGGAGUCAGUUCAGUUAAAUCUGAUGAGUUAAUUGUAAAUCGCAGUUCCAGGUAUUAGUAUAAAAAAAGAAAUCUCAAUUGUAUAUACUCUGAUCAGAAAUAUAUAAUCUAUAUUCUUAAAGUUGAAAUCAUAA